Corticium candelabrum is the source of this 1053-nucleotide messenger RNA. RefSeq lists its product as uncharacterized. The record is from RefSeq and is a predicted model, not a curated record. The transcript is spliced from 4 exons. Lineage: Eukaryota; Metazoa; Porifera; Homoscleromorpha; Homosclerophorida; Plakinidae. The coding region runs from base 18 to 884 and encodes 288 amino acids.
AACAGGUGGUGUCCACCAUGUUGUCUUUCUUCCAACUCUGUCUGCUCGUUUUCAUUUCCAUAAGCCAGACGGCCGUCGCUGGUGUCAGCAGACAGGCACGUUUCAACGGCUUUACGUUUGGCAAUAAGAACAACUUUCAAGCAAACAUAAAGCCAGGAUUUCCCAGCAUUGCAGGCAACUCGAACGUUCGUCUUGGAGACAACACGAACCUCAACGCUGGAGGAAAAUACAAUUAUAUGUCGAACAACUGGAACGCUGGCGUCGGCUUGAAUCACAAAUUUGGAGGCAGUAAUGUAGGUAUUGGAGCCAACUACAACAGUGCGACGAAAGGAAUGAAUGUUGGCGCUAAGGCCAACUUUGACAAGAACAUAAAUGCAGGAGUAGGUUACAACAGUGCUAACAAGGGCGUAGGAGCCAAUUUCGGGAUCAACUUUCGAAGGACGUUUCCAGGAACAUUCAACUACGCUCAACUUACUAGACCUGCUGUGGGAAGACAAAUUCUACUCAGACAUCUGUACUUUCUGCACGAAACCAUCGGAUCUCGUCACCCAGAAAUGCUAAAAGUCAACAUAUCGCAAGAAUCGCCUCACGAUCAAUACACUUACGCUAAUCUGAUUGAAGAUCUUCACUGUAUCGAAAAGUCACUAGGAGAAGCGUUCCCGCGUAUUUGCAAAUUCAUGCAACUGCUGAUAAGCAGUCCACCCUGUGUCCCUCUCACAGACUCACCAACAGCAAGGAUCGGACCUUCUAGCAAGCCAGCUACUUUGUCUACAAAAGAUCAAACCGUUCUGAAGGCUUUUGCGGCAAUGGUCGUCUACGCAGAUCUACAGCUGAAGCUUGCACAAGCAGAGAAGAUGCCAGCUCACGUGAUGUCUAAGCUUUGAGAGACGAACAUGAGUAGCAAUAGUUGGUGACGUAGCCGCGUAACUGCAUAGUGCACGUUUGUCCGCUAUUAGAGGCUGCUGUUAAGCUUUUGCGUUUGUGAAACAAAGAGUUAAAACACGAUUUCGAUCUCCAGUACUCUUGAUUUUAGCAUAUUAACAAUAUAAUCUC